Molecule: messenger RNA, 2268 nt
Organism: Fundulus heteroclitus (mummichog)
Lineage: Eukaryota; Metazoa; Chordata; Actinopteri; Cyprinodontiformes; Fundulidae
Gene: pecr
Product: peroxisomal trans-2-enoyl-CoA reductase
Exons: 8
Coding region: 137-1033 (298 amino acids)
Biological process (GO): phytol metabolic process
Cellular component (GO): peroxisome
Molecular function (GO): trans-2-enoyl-CoA reductase (NADPH) activity
Source: RefSeq, a predicted model, not a curated record
UGAGUUUUCCAUUUAUUUCCAGCAUUAGUAUUUAGGAAAUCGUUUCGGCAUUAUAUGAGAUGGAUGGUUAGUGAGUGCGUCCUGAAGGGGGCGCUGCUGCUCACUGCUGCAGCUGACUCCUGGUAGAAAAACAAGCAUGGCGGCGUCCAGUGUGUUCCGACCGGGCUUGUUCAACCACAAAGUAGCGAUAGUGACCGGCGGAGGAACGGGAAUCGGUAAAGCCAUCUCUUUGGAGCUGCUGGGACUGGGCUGCAGUGUGGUGAUCUCCAGCAGGAAAGCAGAAAGGCUGGAGGCAGCAGCUCAAGAGAUGAGAGGCAGGAUCCCCGCCAGCAGCCCUGCCAGCGUCACCCCCCUACCCUGUAACAUCCGCAGUGAGGAUGAGGUGAAGGCUCUGGUGUCGUCGGUGCUGAAGCAGUACGGUAGGAUAGACUAUCUGGUGAACAACGGCGGGGGUCAGUUCAGCAGCCCAGUGGAGCACAUAGCCUCCAAAGGCUGGAAAGCUGUGAUAGACACCAACCUGACUGGAACCUUUUACUGCUGCAAGGAGGUCUACACAGCCUGGAUGAAGCAGCAUGGAGGAGUGAUCGUCAACAUCAUCGCGGACAUGUGGAAAGGCUUCCCAGGCAUGGCCCACACAGGAGCGGCGAGGGCGGCGGUGGAUAACCUAACCAAGAGUCUGGCCAUGGAGUGGGCAUCCUCAGGAGUGCGGGUCAACGCAGUGGCACCUGGAACGAUCUUUUCCAAAACUGCGAUGGAAAACUAUAAGGAGCUAGGACCUCGUCUCUUCAAGAUGUCCAUCCCAUUUAGCCCUGCAAAGAGACUAGGAGUUCCAGAGGAGAUCUCGUCUGCUGUGUGUUUCCUGUUGUCUCCUGGUGCCUCUUACAUCUCUGGAGCUACUCUAAGAGUGGAUGCAGGACAGAGUCUUUACCACUCCAUGUGGGAGAUACCUGACCACAGCUCAUGGGCUGAAGCUCCACAGGGGGAAAACCUGGAUGCUUUGAAGGAGCUGCUCAAGCCACAAAGCAAACUUUAGUAAACUCUGUAACUUACAAAUGAACAAACAUUCAGACAGCAAGUGCCACAGAGAUACAGUUGCACAGCCAUCUUGGCAAUACGGUAGUAAAUAUGUAGAGUGAGAUUUAUUGUGAAUAUUGUGUACAAAUUUGUAUGUAAUUAGCAGGGAAAUGAAUAUAAGUUUCUUUCGAGGCAUAACGUUAAUUUAAAAUGUAACUAAAGGGUCUCUAUCAUGCAAUAUCAACUUUUGAGCUUUUAAUUGUAUGAUGCUAUUCCUUCAUCAAAAUCAUAACUAAAAUGGUAUUUUGCUUGAUUUGUGCAUGUCUGAGAAAUCCUUGUGAUUUUUGCUCUCAGAGCAGCCGCCUCCCUCUGUCCUGGGAAACAAGCGCCCCUGACCAAUAAACAACACGCCCAACAAACAGUGAUGUGAGGCAGAGCGUGAUCAUUUGUGCUGAAAAGAAAGAGACACUAAGUGGCUCUUUUAGCACCUAAUCUGCACAGCUACAGCUACUGCUCUUUUUGUAAUAACAUGCUGCAGUGGCUUUAGGGCGCCCCCACAUGGGGAGAGGCUGCAUCGCAGUAAAGGCAAGCAUCUUUCUUCCGUUUUGGAAAAAUAGUCACAGAGAACAACUAAUAUUUCAUAACAAAUGAAUACUCCGUAGUGCCAACAGCAAUAUUUCAUCAUAUAUAUGCCUAUAGUUGACUUUGGAAGGCUUAAAAGCAUGAUAUAGAACCUUUUUAAAAACAUUUUGAUUACUAGCCUUUUUAGUUGUUUUAAAAAUAAUUCAAUAUAUUUUUUUACCUAACCCUCAAGUGUUUUAAAAAUGGAAAUUUAAAAGGCUUAAAAAGGCAAAACACUGACACAGAUUAUGCAUUUUUGACUUGAAAUGUGCAGGAACCCUGUAAAAGGUAACAGCACCAUACACACUUUCCUAAAGAGCCUUUCUUUCUAUUUUUUAAUAUCUCAAUUUACCCUUAUUUUGUGUAGGUUCCGAUUCUUGUGACCAAUUUACACAUGAUAGUGCAAGCUAACAAUAAUUAGGGAUUUUUAAUAUGUGUAUUAUAAUCUACGUAAUACCAAGUUAAUGUUUUCAGGUUAAAUUGUGAACUGGAACAGUUUUAUUUCUCAUUUAAUGCAAACAUAGAGUUUUGGUUACAAUACAGUAAAUAUCUUUUAAGGUGAUUUUUUUUUUAAUAACAUGUUUAAGACACUACACUGGUAAACAAAUAAAAUCUAUAUACAAUACCAGUCAA